Molecule: messenger RNA, 2048 nt
Organism: Fragaria vesca subsp. vesca
Lineage: Eukaryota; Viridiplantae; Streptophyta; Magnoliopsida; Rosales; Rosaceae
Product: calpain-A-like
Exons: 7
Coding region: 510-1484 (324 amino acids)
Biological process (GO): proteolysis
Cellular component (GO): cytoplasm
Molecular function (GO): calcium-dependent cysteine-type endopeptidase activity
Source: RefSeq, a predicted model, not a curated record
AUGCCUAUAUGUAAACCAAACAGCAUUUGUCAAAAUGAAACUAAAUCAGAGCCUGUUGCGGUACCAAAUCCCACGGCCGCAGCAACGCGCGGCCAACUUUUCUAGUUCUAUUCUGAUUAUAGGUAGCUAGAGUUUCUUCUGUUGGAUCAUAUAUUCAUAUUCAGUAAUUAAAACUCGUCUUCUUUCAAAAGCAAUGAAAUGUUAUACGAAAGAGAAGAGUCUCACACUGAGCAAUCAAGGUUCAUCUUCUUGAUUGGAAUCUUCCUCUUUCUCCGUUGUCGUGGGGAACGUAGAAAGAGAGAAGAUGGCUUCAUCUUCUUCCUCCCAUCUCUCAGCCAGUCAGCCAUACCGCAACACCUACCAAAAUCCUCACCAGCCCACUUGAACUCAAAGUCAGUUGGGUUUCAUACUUUCAUGUAAGAUCCAAUCUUGACAACAAGAGUGGCAGUCGAGAGGAUUCGGACCAUUCAGCUAAACCAUCGAAGAGUUCAUUCAAUCUCUCUUGAAUCAUGGACGAGUUGUGGGUCUCUUUACUGGAGAAGGCAUAUGCCAAAUUGCAUUGCUCCUAUGAACCUUUAGAAGGUGGACUUGUCCAAGAUGCUCUUGUAGACCUCACUGGAGGUGCGGGGGAAGAGAUUGACAUGAGGAGUGCUCAGGCCCAAAUUGAUCUUGCGAGUGGUCGAUUAUGGUCUCAGUUGUUGCGCUUCAAACAAGAGGUAUUUCUUCUGGGUGCUGGAAGUCCAUCUGGUUCAGAUGUACAUGUUUCCUCCAGUGGCAUUGUCCAAGGUCAUGCUUACGCAUUAUUGCAGGUGGAUGGUCACAAGCUUAUUCAGAUUCGGAAUCCGUGGGCCAAUGAAGUUGAGUGGAAUGGCCCUUGGUCUGACUCAUCGCCUGAAUGGACUGAUAGGAUGAAGCACAAGCUGAAGCAUAUUCCACAGUCAAAAGAUGGCAUAUUCUGGAUGUCCUGGCAAGACUUCCAAAUUCAUUUUCGAUCAAUAUAUGUUUGCCGUAUCUAUCCCCCGGAGAUGCGCUACUCUGUUCACGGCCAAUGGCGAAGUUAUAGUGCUGGUGGCUGCCAAGACUACGAGACAUGGCAUCAAAAUCCACAAUUCCGAUUGCGGGCCACAGGGCCAGAUGCCUCAUUUCCAAUUCAUGUAUUCAUUACAUUGACACAGGGUGUGAGCUUCUCAAGAACAGUUGCUGGUUUCAGAAACUAUCAAUCCAGCCAUGAUUCAAUGAUGUUCUAUAUUGGGAUGAGGAUACUCAAAACCCGAGGCCGCCGAGCUGCUUACAAUAUAUACCUACAUGAAUCAGUGGGUGGGACAGAUUAUGUUAAUUCACGAGAAAUAUCGUGUGAAAUGGUUUUGGAUCCAGAUCCAAAAGGUUACACAAUAGUCCCAACAACUAUACACCCUGGCGAAGAAGCUCCAUUUGUUCUUUCUGUUUUUACAAAAGCAUCAAUAACCUUGGAAGCCUUGCACUGAUGGCCCUUCAGUUUUUUUCUUCUCCUUUGGUCUGAGAGCGCAUAUGCAGGGAUUUGAAUGCUUGGGCUGGACGUGGACUAUGUUUCCCUGCUGGCAGGUUAUGGGCCACAAAUCAGAAAUGAUGACAAGGCCAGGCAUACAUUAUGUAAGCGAGUCUCUCACGACUUCAAAUGCAAAGAUGGGCCAGGUAACAGGUGAUACCCUAUGGCAGAACUCAGCUCUACAGCUCAGUCCCAUCCAAGUGUCAAGAGUUCUCAGUGAGAAGAAUCAGUAAGAUUGAAUGCGAUGAUGUGAUGUGAACUGGUGCUUGUGAAACUAAAAACUAAAGGCUCCCUUGACUUGGCCGCCAAGUAUAUCUAUCCUUCACUUCUGCAGAAUCAACCAGGGAAGAGGGCUUUCUGUGGGUUUUGUAAGUUUAUGUGUACAGACAACUAACUGUUUUGUAGGGAUGGAUAUAGGAUAGAGUUGAUCUUGUAAAUGAGGGGGAAAUAGGAGGAAAGGAAUAGGAAUGUUUAGUUCAAGGGAAAUAUAAUUCAGCAAAUUUAGCUAGAAUCCUGUGUUGUU